Trichoderma virens Gv29-8 is the source of this 720-nucleotide messenger RNA. RefSeq lists its product as uncharacterized. The record is from RefSeq and is a predicted model, not a curated record. The transcript is spliced from 3 exons. NCBI's taxonomy places the organism in Eukaryota, Fungi, Ascomycota, Sordariomycetes, Hypocreales, Hypocreaceae. Bases 283 to 468 code for a protein of 61 amino acids.
GAGCGAUGCCCUAAGCUCAAAGUCAUCGAUGUGUCUGGCACGCUUGCUGAGGCUAUUCGACGAACCCACAAUGGCGAAUCGGUGUCAUACCUUUUCACCAAUGUUCCCGUCUAAAAUGACUAGAUGGAUAUUAUUUGAUUGGUUUAGCACUUUACUGUUUGUCUUGGAUGGCGACGAUUGGAUACUCGACCAACCGAUGCUUGGGAUAAUUAGGUGCACCAAAUUCCUUUUUUGAGAGAAAGUAUUUUUCGAAUUGUCAAGGAUGGUUAGAUUGAUCUCCGUAUGGGUAUUCGACACAAGUCCUGGCUAUCUAGGGUACAACCAGAAGCUUCUUCAUUGCUUAAACUGCUGAGGCCCUUUACGCAGAGCAGGUUCUGCCUCAGAUCUGCGCGUCUCAGUGCUGGAGGGAGUAUUUCAUACCAGGCUAACCCACACAAACGAUGCUGCAACUACCAAGUGCUGCAAUAAGACUUGAUUGAGGGAGCGGACGAGGGGAUGAUUGGAUGACUUAUGGUUACAGAAAACGAAAUAUAUUGGGCGCAAGGGGCACACUGCGAUGUUUGAAUAUUUAGCACAAUAAAAAGACAGAGAGCAAUAUGUACACAUGAGGCAAAUUCUUGGCGGGUGACUCACGGCUGCUCUCUCCGUGUAGGUACCAAUAUGUACAUGUAUAUAACAUGACCAGCUAUAUGAUUCAGGAAAUUCUAUUAUUAUAAAGCU